Phytophthora nicotianae INRA-310 is the source of this 240-nucleotide messenger RNA. RefSeq lists its product as hypothetical. NCBI's taxonomy places the organism in Eukaryota, Oomycota, Peronosporomycetes, Peronosporales, Peronosporaceae. The transcript has a single exon. The record is from RefSeq and is a predicted model, not a curated record. Bases 1 to 240 code for a protein of 79 amino acids.
AUGUCAGUACUUCAGAAUUUGAGCACGCAGGACACAAGUGGAAGUACGAUGGCGGACUACGCCGCUCACGCUAUGAUGGAGGUCUUUGUUGCGCACAUAAAAUUAGCAAACACGCGAACAUACUUCAUGGAGAUCGUCGAACCUCUGCCGCUGCUGCAUUUGCCCCCUUCGGCCGCAGAAUUAAAAGUGAUUGAGCUUUUGAGGAGGCGGAAGAUAUAUGCCUUCAAGUUAAAUCACUAG